UGGAAGAUGCACAGCCCGACGAGGAGCGAGCAGGAGGCGCUGUACGACGACGCCAUGUCGCCGACGUCGUCCUUGGCGCAUGGCGAGUACCUCAUGGACGACGAUGUCAACUUUGACGAUGAGGAUGAGGAUGUCCCUGCCCAUGGCACGUCGUCGCCGACGGCGCUGGGCAGCGAGCUCUCGUGGCUGCGCCGGCUCGAGAAGGAGAUGGACGAGAAGCUCGUGCUGGAAGCCAACAAGGUCAACGAGAGCCUCCAGCAGCGAAGGGCCGAGGACGAAGAGAUGCAAAGGUCGUUGGCGACCUUCACGACGACCGCGCGGCUGUCGUCGGCGUCGGCGCUCACGCAGUCGGCCGCGUCGAGCUCGGGGACGACCGCCGAAUCCAAAGACGCGCCAAUGGACGAGUGGAAGGAAGCGUAUACAGCCGAUGGAAAGAAGUACUACUACAACCGCCGAACGCGCGAGUCGUCAUGGACAUGCCCCGACGACGCGAUCCUUGUCAAGACCGCGCCUCGCAUCGUCACGCCCAUCAUGUCCUACGAGGCGAAACCCGAGGCAGACGAGAGCGUUGGUGAUGAAGCGACGGCCGACCCAAACGCGUCGUUCUUGAGCACCAAGAACUGCAUGUACUGCAUGUUUUGCGGCCAGUCGACGCCGGCGUGGAAGCUGCUCUCGCACAUGCAGACCUGCGCCGUGCUCUCGCACCACAAGAGCGGGCAGACUGCCGUCUUCAAGGAGGCGAUCGACAUCGUGAACGAGCUCUUCCCCAAGCCAGGUACCGACGCGGCGACGCAAACCAAUGCCGAUCGGUCGGCGCAGUAUGCGGCGACGAUUUCGACCGCCGACGCCGAGCAGAUCAAAGCGCAGCUCGUCUUGCUCAAGCAGCGCCGACGUCGGCAGUCGCUGCUUCGUCACGAGACCAACGACGACGACAACACGGUGGCGCCAACCACCGACCACGACCACACAGUGACGAAGCUCAGGCGCUACGCGGAGCCGCCGCCGACGCGCCAGAAUCUGACCGAGCAGUGCCGAUUCUGCAACCGCACGUUCGCCGAGGGUCGACUGGCCAAGCACGAAGCCUGCUGCCAGCGCGUCUUUGGCGGCGAGAACGCAUGGAACCACACGAUAGCGCCGCCCUCCGUCGUGCGCCGGGCGUCCGAGAAGGACAAGCCCAAGCCGCGCAAGCCCAAGCACGGUCCGUCGGGCUCGUAUCAGGACUACCAGUCGACGUUCGUGUCGUGUCCAAGCUGCCAGCGCAAAUUUGCGCCGUCGGGCGCGCAGCAGCACAUUGACAUUUGCAAAAGUGUCGAAAACAAGCCCAAAAAGUGGGCGAAACCAGGCUUUGCGGUCGCCGGCUAAGCACGAAUAUCAACUUGAUACAACGUCCGUUUAAAGAGA
This is a messenger RNA of Saprolegnia parasitica CBS 223.65, 1401 nucleotides long. RefSeq lists its product as hypothetical. The record is from RefSeq and is a predicted model, not a curated record. The transcript has 3 exons. Bases 7 to 1362 code for a protein of 451 amino acids. Gene Ontology annotation, molecular function: protein binding. NCBI's taxonomy places the organism in Eukaryota, Oomycota, Saprolegniomycetes, Saprolegniales, Saprolegniaceae.